This is a messenger RNA of Misgurnus anguillicaudatus (oriental weatherfish), 794 nucleotides long. Lineage: Eukaryota; Metazoa; Chordata; Actinopteri; Cypriniformes; Cobitidae. The record is from RefSeq and is a predicted model, not a curated record.
CCCUCUCACACAUUACCAUGUAUAAUGCUGUUUGGUGGUACCUGUUAUUUAUAUAGCUGCUACAAACACUUAGUUGUAUAAUAUUUACUCAUUUAAACAUGAAAGGAUAUUUUUUGAUUGCCUGUGUCUGUGUGAUAUUGAUGUCCUUGUUAUGUUCAGGGCACGCGCUUGGGUGUUUCAGGUGUGAUCUUGGAUUCUGGAAUCUGUGUUUUACUACGAAGACAAACUGCAGCAGUCAUGAGUUGUGUUAUGUAGGGAUUGGUAAAGCAGCCAGUGUCGUGGAUGUAAAGGAAAUGGGUUGUCUUGCGGCGAAGGAGUGCAACAAGACUACAGAUGUGGAGUUUUUCAAUAAAACCUUAUACACCAUGAAAAAAAGCUGCUGUGGUGAAGACUUCUGCAACGCAGGCCCAGCACUUCAAUUAUCCCUUAAUACUCUUAUCAUCCUUAUACUAGCUCAGAUGAUUGGUUUAUCUUGAUAUAAUUUCUCAUCUCCAAACUGUCGUAUUUAUAUAACUACAUUGAUUAACUAAUGCUGUGUUGGUGUAAUCCACUUAUUGUUUGUUCAUUUAUCACUGUUAAAUCACUGGUGUUUUGGAUGAUUUUUAUUCUACCUAGUGGAUUUUGUACAAGUGAAUGUGUUGACACGAGUACAUUUAGCCCCAUUUAAGAAGUAAAUCUAAAGUUUAAUAUACACACUAGUCAUGGCAUUAAGGUCCGUAAGUUUUAUAAAUCCUAAUUAAACUUUGUCUUUCAAUCUUGGAGUUUUAUUGUAAUAAAUUAUUGCAAAUGUCAAA